AUGAAGGAUGAAGAGGAAGGACUGAAGGAUGAAGAGGAAGGACUGAAGGAUGAAGAGGAAGGACUGAAGGAUGAAGAGGAAGGAGUGAAGGAUGAAGAGGAAGGACUGAAGGAUGAAGAGGAAGGACUGAAGGAUGAAGAGGAAGGACUGAAGGAUGAAGAGGAAGGAGAAGGAGUGAAGGAUGAAGAAGUGAAGGAUGAAGAGGAAGGAGUGAAGGAUGAAGAGGAAGGACUGAAGGAUGAAGAGGAGGAAGUGAAGGAUGAAGAGGAAGGACUGAAGGAUGAAAAGGAAGGAGAGAAUGAUGAAGAGGAAGGAGUGAAGGAUGAAGAGGAAGGAGUGAAGGAUGAAGAGGAAGAACUGAAGGAUGAAGAGGAAGAAGUGAAGGAUGAAGAGGAAGGACUGAAGGAUGAAGAAGAAGUAGAGAAGGAUGAAGAGGAAGGACUGAAGGACGAAGAGGAAGGAGUGAAGGAUGAAGAAGUGAAGGAUGAAGAGGAAGGAGUGAAGGAUGAAGAGGAAGGACUGAAGGAUGAAGAGGAAGGAGUGAAGGAUGAAGAGGAAGGAGUGAAGGAUGAAGAGGAAGGACUGAAGGAUGAAGAGGAAGGAGUGAAGGAUGAAGAGGAAGGACUGAAGGAUGAAGAGGAAGGACUGAAGGAUGAAGAGGAAGAAGAUGAAGAGGAAGGAGUGAAGGAUGAAGAGGAAGGACUGAAGGAUGAAGAGGAAGAAGUGAAGGAUGAAGAGGAAGGACUGAAGGAUGAAGAGGAAGGACUGAAGGAUGAAGAGGAAGGACUGAAGGAUGAAGAGGAAGGACUAAAGGAUGAAGAGGAAGGAGUGAAGGAUGAAGAGGAAGGACUGAAGGAUGAAGAGGAAGAAGUGAAGGAUGAAGAGGAAGGACUGAAGGAUGAAGAGGAAGGAGUGAAGGAUGAAGAGGAAGGACUGAAGGAUGAAGAGGAAGAAGUGAAGGAUGAAGAGGAAGGACUGAAGGAUGAAGAGGAAGGACUGAAGGAUGAAGAGGAAGGACUAAAGGAUGAAGAGGAAGGACUGAAGGAUGAAGAGGAAGGAAUGAAGGAUGAAGAGGAAGGACUGCAGGAUGAAGAGGAAGGACUGAAGGAUGAAGAGGAAGGACUGAAGGAUGAAGAGGAGGAAGUGAAGGAUGAAGAGGAAGGACUGAAGGAUGAAGAGGAAGGACUGAAGAAUGAAGAGGAAGGAGUGAAGGAUGAAGAGGAAGGACUGAAGGAUGAAGAGGAUGGACUGAAGGAUGAAGAGGAAGGACUGAAGGAUGAAGAGGAGGAAGAAGGAGUGAAGGAUGAAGAGGAAGGAGUGAAGGAUGAAGAGGAAGAACUGAAGGAUGAAGAGGAAGAAGUGAAGGAUGAAGAGGAAGGACUGAAGGAUGAAGAAGAAGUAGAGAAGGAUGAAGAGGAAGGACUGAAGGACGAAGAGGAAGGAGUGAAGGAUGAAGAAGUGAAGGAUGAAGAGGAAGGAGUGAAGGAUGAAGAGGAAGGACUGAAGGAUGAAGAGGAAGGAGUGAAGGAUGAAGAGAAGGAAGAAGGAGUGAAGGAUGAAGAGGAAGGACUGAAGGAUGAAGAGGAAGAAGUGAAGGAUGAAGAGGAAGGACUGAAGGAUGAAGAGGAAGGACUGAAGGAUGAAGAGGAAGGACUAAAGGAUGAAGAGGAAGGACUGAAGGAUGAAGAGGAAGGAAUGAAGGAUGAAGAGGAAGGACUGCAGGAUGAAGAGGAAGGACUGAAGGAUGAAGAGGAAGGACUGAAGGAUGAAGAGGAGGAAGUGAAGGAUGAAGAGGAAGGACUGAAGGAUGAAGAGGAAGGACUGAAGGAUGAAGAGGAAGGACUGAAGAAUGAAGAGGAAGGAGUGAAGGAUGAAGAGGAAGGACUGAAGGAUGAAGAGGAUGGACUGAAGGAUGAAGAGGAAGGACUGAAGGAUGAAGAGGAGGAAGUGAAGGAUGAAGAGGAAGGACUGAAGGAUGAAGAGGAAGGACUGAAGGAUGAAGAGGAAGGAGAGAAUGAUGAAGAGGAAGGAGUGAAGGAUGAAGAGGAAGGACUGAAGGAUGAAGAGGAAGAAGACGAAGAGGAAGGAGUGAAGGAUGAAGAAGUGAAGGAUGAAGAGGAAGGAGUGAAGGAUGAAGAGGAAGGACUGAAGGAUGAAGAGGAAGGAGUGAAGGAUGAAGAGGAAGGAGUGAAGGAUGAAGAGGAAGGAGUGAAGGAUGAAGAGGAAGGACUGAAGGAUGAAGAGGAAGGACUGAAGGAUGAAGAGGAAGGACUGAAGAAUGAAGAGGAAGGAGUGAAGGAUGAAGAGGAAGGACUGAAGGAUGAAGAGGAUGGACUGAAGGAUGAAGAGGAAGGACUGAAGGAUGAAGAGGAGGAAGAUGAAGAGGAAGGACUGAAGGAUGAAGAGGAAGAAGUGAAGGAUGAAGAGGACGGACUGAAGGAGGAAGAAGAAGUAGAGAAGGAUGAAGAGGAAGGACUGAAGGACGAAGAGGAAGGAGUGAAGGAUGAAGAAGUGAAGGAUGAAGAGGAAGGAGUGAAGGAUGAAGAGGAAGGACUGAAGGAUGAAGAGGAGGAAGUGAAGGAUGAAGAGGAAGGACUGAAGGAUGAAAAGGAAGGAGAGAAUGAUGAAGAGGAAGGAGUGAAGGAUGAAGAGGAAGGAGUGAAGGAUGAAGAGGAAGAACUGAAGGAUGAAGAGGAAGGACUGAAGGAUGAAGAGGAAGGACUGAAGGAUGAAGAAGAAGUAGAGAAGGAUGAAGAGGAAGGACUGAAGGACGAAGAGGAAGGAGUGAAGGAUGAAGAAGUGAAGGAUGAAGAGGAAGGAGUGAAGGAUGAAGAGGAAGGACUGAAGGAUGAAGAGGAAGGAGUGAAGGAUGAAGAGGAAGGAGUGAAGGAUGAAGAGGAAGGACUGAAGGAUGAAGAGAAGGAGUGA
This is a messenger RNA of Knipowitschia caucasica, 2928 nucleotides long. The record is from the annotation of a GenBank genome assembly. NCBI's taxonomy places the organism in Eukaryota, Metazoa, Chordata, Actinopteri, Gobiiformes, Gobiidae.